AUGUGGUCCUCCCGAGAGCCGCGCAAGCUCCAUAAAGCUCCACCGGCAGGAGAGCUUUCAUCACGAGCUUGGGAAGAGGAGUGGGAUGGCCCCGAUCUUAUAACAAACCUACCCGGCAAUGAGCUCGCCACACUCAUCAACCACGAGCUUCGGUUCCCCAAGCUUAUCGGCGUCGAUGUGCUCUGCUCAUACAUUAAAGUGGACGGGCUUACUCGGUUGCUUUCUUCCUUUGAAGCCCUGGCGAAAAGGCCACAGCUAGCUCUGGUCCGGAUGAUCACCACCACCCAGCACCAACUCACCGAAGUCGCCGCACUUCAGAAACUCUCCAGCUUUGGCAACGUCGAAAUCAAGGUUGUCGUUUGUGACAAACCAACCUUCCAUGCGACAAGCUGGCUAUUUCGGCGCUCAUGUGAUGAAAGCGAACAUGCCUCGGGCUGCAUGUGUCGUUGCGUCGCCGUCAUCGGAUCGUCAAACAUGAGUUCUUCAGCGCUCACUACAGGGUUCGACAUGAAUGUGCGGCUCCCCGGCACAUCACGCUCAGGUAUGGUGACGGAUAAUCUUGCCGCAAUGCAGGACUUCUCCAUCACUUUCGACCACUAUUGGGAUGGCCGGAAUAGCUUCUGGGGUGAUCCAAACAACGUUGUCCAGUUCCAUAGUUCCCGGCCAAGCGAGUGCCAUCUCGUCAUGGAGCGACUUCGUCAGCGGGACUCAUCGAAAUGUGACAAUCCGUCAUGUCAAGACUGUAUUGCCCACGCCGACCAUGUCCGGCUCAGCCGGCCCAGGCGACCGGUACGGCCCCGCUUGCUGAGCGCUUCCCUACCAAUUCGUCCGCCGUUAGGUGAAUCCAUCUCCGGCAUGGCAUGGCAGGCUGCCACCUACCCGACUGACCAAAGCGCCACCUCAACAUCUGCUUCUCCUCAGCCACUACUCACGCCGUCGCUUCAUAGGUGCUUGCUUGCUUAUUACGCAGCCGCUCACGGAUAUAUGACGGACGACCUCGCUAACGUCGACAUCAACCAUCAAGAGGUGGAACUUGGCCUCAAUGGGAGCACACUGCUGCACUGCGCUGCGUACGGCACUCACCCAGAAACCGUAGAUGCUCUUCUCAACCAGGGGGCCGACCCUAAUUUGCGCGACAGCCUUGGCAAUACCGCCCUACACCGCGCGUUGCAGUCAUUUUGCCCUCUGCCCGAUGGGUCUGAGUACGACCCGGACACUUUGCAGGACUACCUUGAUCGACAAGCCAGGGUUGUUAGGAGCCUCCUAACGCAUAUGGGCGGUAACGCAUUAUCAGUCGAAAACUCCUAUGGCCUGAAACCCAUCGAGUAUUUGAUUGCGCUAGAUCAAAGCGAUGGCCGCCUAAUCGAUUAUGGUAUUCUCGCAGAGUCUCCCGGAAGAGAAGUCAAAGGUGAAAUCGCUGAGAAGGUUUUUGAAAAACACAAAAUCCCACCCGUGUGGUCGUUAGAUUCGAACCGCCUCCACGAGUACGGGGAAGCUGGAAGUGACAGACAACUGCUAUUUGACCAGUGCCGGUAUCCAAGAUGGGAGGAGUUGGAUAGAAUCAUCGAGAAUCCGAAUGAUGCUAGCCAGCCCCAUUCCGAUCAGUCGUCCCUGAGACUUGAGGGUAGGCUCUCCACAGGUGCGAACCCUGCGGAACCGGGCGGUGGAAACUAUUGGGGACGUGGAGUUUCAUAG
Molecule: messenger RNA, 1695 nt
Organism: Scedosporium apiospermum
Lineage: Eukaryota; Fungi; Ascomycota; Sordariomycetes; Microascales; Microascaceae
Exons: 2
Coding region: 1-1695 (564 amino acids)
Molecular function (GO): protein binding
Source: RefSeq, a predicted model, not a curated record